AUGGGAGUGUGUAGCUACAGUAGCACAGGGAAUUAUCAUCACUUGAUGCUGGUGUUAAUACAGCUCUGGGAUCGGGGCAUAUAGCCACAGCCUCAUACAGUCUACACACAGGGCCUCAGUUAGACUUGUCAGUCUGCAGAGAACCAACGAAGCGCAACAAACAACGCGCUCUCACCACAAGACGACAGCCCAAGCCUGGCGCAUCAAUCUGUCAGCUCCAUAAACCUGUUAAACUAGCUCUCAACUCAAAUCUCCUCACUAACCAUGCGAUGACUUAAGCGGUGAGAACAGGUUGUUUAUCUUAGAGUUUCCCCUCCUUCCAGAUUGUGACGUAGACUGACAGGGGUUACAUACAUCAUGGUGUGCGUUCCUCCCGCCAACAACACCACCCAGCUGACAUCGCUCUGUAAGUUUAGCAUGGCUUACACGGAGUACCACGGAUAUGCCAGUGUCCUCGUCUGCAUCUUUGGACUCAUCGCCAACAUGGCCAAUGUCAUCGUUCUCACCCGCAAAAACAUGAUCUCUUCCACAAACUGCAUCUUGACCUGGCUCGCUGUAGCAGACCUUCUCACCAUGGCCUCCUACUUUUUCUUUGCCCUUCAUUUUUACAUCAUGCGUGAUCCCGAUAUUCUCGCCCUAAAAACACGUAGCUAUGGCUGGUGCGUUAUGCUACUGAUCCACGCCAGCUUCACCAUCGUCUGUCACACCAUCGCUAUCUGGCUCACCAUCGUGCUCGCCAUCUUCCGCUACUUGUACAUCUGUUUCCCCACCAAAGGCAAUAUACUCUGCAGCAUCAGUCGCGCUAAACUCAGCAUCUUCUUGGUCUACCUGUGCACCAUUGGCGUUUGCGUCCCAAACUACUUGGUGAACUACAUCGACUCGACGGAGACACCAGAGCAGUUCAGCACGGGCAAUGGCUCCAUCACCAUCAACAACACCAUAUACGAGAUCAAAGUGGACGACGAGGGCAAGCCCAUUGUCUACACCGCGAAUUCUUGGCUACAGGCCAUUCUAAUCAAAAUCAUCCCAUGUGCUAUGUUGACAAUUCUAACUUGUCUCCUCAUCCAUGCCAUGCACCAGGCGCACAAACGGCGCAUGAAGCUGAAGUCCCAGGGACGCAAGGACGAAUCUGACAAGCACGGAGAGCACAAUCGCACUACUGGCAUGCUGCUAGCCAUCGUGGUGCUGUUUCUUAUCACAGAGCUGCCACAAGGCAUUCUUACACUUCUCAGUAUAUUCAUACCAAACUUUUACUAUGAUGUCUACACCCCACUAGGAGACAUUUUGGAUAUAAUGGCCCUGAUAAAUAAUGCCAUCAAUUUUGUCCUGUACUGUACCAUGAGCAGACAAUUCCGAGACACAUUUGUGCGGGUGUUUUGUGGCUGCUGCUCAGAGCAUCGACCUGGUUGGCUUAAAAUGAAGGCUGUGACUGCUCAGAAUGGCAGCCAUGCCACCAGCUCGAGAGUAUAACAUUUCAAGUCAAUUGGUCGAUGGCUUGAAACCAAAGCAACAACAACAACCCAGACACAGGAUUCUGUCCUUCUUGAAUUCUGGAAUACAUGUGUGUACAACAAAUGGUUGUGUAAGAAGAAUUUUCCAUUUUGAGGCCUUGUCAGUUUGAAACUAGCGAAGAUUCCUUAUAUGUUGGUUCAUAUAUGAAGGUAAUAUGAUAAUAAAUUAAGCAAUAGAAAUCUACUACAGGGAUACUUAUUCAACUAGCGUAUACGGAGAUACCGUUAUACAGGAGACAACUGUAAGAAAGCAAUUAAAUGCUUCACAUUUGUGCUUACUUUGAUGCCAGAUCAAUAUUUUAGUCAAGACAACACAACACUACACGCUGCACAAGGUUAUAGACCAUAACGCUGCAGUUGGACAAUCUGAACAGCUUUUGCCAUUGCAAACUUGGGAAAUAAAUUGUGUGGAAGCUAGAGUUUUAGCUCGAGUUACGAUUGUUUAAACAUGUUACCUACUUAACGGCUGUAGCCCACAUUGCAACAUUUGAAUUAAACAACAAGGUUGAAAAUGCAUGCAAUUUUCGUAAAAAAUUAAUGCUUGGCAGUACAAAACCAUCUACCCAUGUGUAUAGAGUACUAUAGAAAUGAACUGCGUGUUACACUGUCAACAACUCUUCCUGCGUUAAAUAUUCAAUAUUCUGUCAUGAGUACGGCUGUAAAAAACAUUACUAAACAGGGGCGGACUUCGUUUAACUCAGCGAGAGAAAACACACCAACUUCAGGUCUUUCUUCUGAUUCAACAUCGUCUGACUGAACAUCGCAUGUCUUCAUCCAUCAACCAUUGCCAGCAUUUGUUUUCCGCACAACAUCACAUCAUCCUGGUUCAGUUGGCCGAUGCCUGCUGUUUGUUCAAAGACUGAUCACUUGUAAAUUAUACAGAAUAGUGUCAUGCACUGAAUCCAGAAUACUUAUCUUGUAACAGCAUGGGAACUGAAAGCUACAAUCAAAAAAAAAAUCCUCUUGAGGGACACAAUGACAGAACCAGCCUCGAUUUCCCUUCAAUAUUCAUAGCAUUCUAUCUACAGACUGUCAGAUAAAUAUUUCAGGAACAGGCGAUAGAUUCCAAGAAAACUUCCAAAGGUUUAGUCAAGUAGAAUUGCUUUGUUUGCAAUCAUAAGCCUCAAUUGUCUGAAUUUAAAAUCGAGGAUGAGCUAUAGAUAUCUGAUGCUGCUUUAUUUUUCUACCAUGUUUUAUUUGCUUGACAGGACACAAUUAUUUUUCUGUUCACAACAUGAAAUAAAUGAAACUGGUAUGUGAACAAGCCUAUAAUAAAUUCUGUAUUACGUGAUAAAAAGGCUUAAUGGAAACUCUUGCAACUCAACAUAUACACUAACCGAAGAGUCACAGAGAUGUUCAACAACAUCUCUUCUGGAGAAGUUUUUUCUUUUUUGUAGAACAAAUUGUCAUCAUUUUGUUUCACAUCUUACUUUGAUGUCGCCUUUUUUUUAUCUGAUGCCUAACACUGCUGUUUUGUUUUGUUUUGUUUUUGUUGGGAUUUUUUUUCACACAUUAUUUUGUUGAGAUUCUUUUCUUCUUCGUUAAUUUUUUUCCAUCAUCUUUUCAUUUUCUCUUUACGGAAGGAGUAUUCAUUAAUUUUAUUCUCAUUUUUUAUAGCCAAAUGUGUUUAGCACUUAAACAUGCUGAAAAUGAUACCAUUAUCCCUGCUCUCUUGUCUAGUUACAUUUCCAGGUGUGUCACUGACUUCCCUUCUCUUCAGUUACAUGGGACUAAACCGAAAAUCAAGAUUUUUUCCAUCUUUGUAUCUCCAUUCUCUAAACAUUUUAAUAAUAUGACUAUCGAGGAUCACACUUAUUACAUGUCCAAUAUGUAAUAUCAAGAAAAAUAAAAUCAAAAGCCUUAAAUAGCUUCUUACUACAUGCCUCAUAUUUGCAAUAAUAUGAGGCCAUAGAUCCUUUACUGUGUCUCGCCUUUGCUAUUCUAUAUUUAAACAGAGCAAGAGCUAAUAUUUGGCCUUCUCUUGAAAAUUGCUAGCUAGGAGAGGUUUUAGAAGGUUAUGGAUUGUGCCCCAUCUGGCAAAUAUAAACUCAUAGCCAGUGGACAUAAAGGUUUGAACUACAUUUAGUUCUUCUAUUACAUGUUAACCUGUCACCAUUUUACGGUAAUUCUCCAAUCAUGUACUGUAAUUCUUCAACCAUGUACUGUAAUUCUUCAACCUUUUCGCAUGUUUGCAAGGUGUUUAUUCAAGCAUAUUCUGAACGCAUUAUUCUCUGCAGACUGAUAAAAUUAUACUUUUUUGUGAAGGCCUGAAAUUGGCCAACCCAAUUUUGUUUCUAAAAUCAACUUCAAAAUGUGCAAAAAUUUCAGUGAAAGUUGCUCUUUGAUAUGCGAAGAGGUUGAGCAAUGAAUUACAUCCAUGCUUUCAUGUGACUCUGGCAGUUCCUCUCUAAAAGAUAUCAAAUGCUGCUGGGUCUUUCUGUCCUUUAUGCUUCUGUAUUAUCACUUUUACUUUAUAGUUCAGCAAAGGUCACAAGUCAGAUUUCAUCAUCAUUUACAACAGAGUUUUUUGAUAGAUUCUACAUUUAUACAAGAUGGUAACAAAAAAAAUGCAACCAAUUUUCACUUUAUCCACCAAUGUUGCAUCAUUCACCUGUAUAUACAUGGUCGCUUUAAAGCAAGAAAAUUAACAGACGUGAACUUAUAACAUCUGUGAAGACUGUUGAAACCUAACCACAAUAUUAGAAUUAAGCUUUUCCUGUCAUCGCAUUUUACAAGUACAAGCAUGUUUGGCAUCAGUAAGUUGUUAGGUUUGUGACUGUUUAUUUGGUGAGACAUGAUUGUGUGAGGAAACUACAUUUAGUACAGAUAACUACUGCUGGUAAAAUACUAGAACUCAAAAUGAAUGUUCAUGACAUGUUGUGUUCAGUUUGUGUAGGUUAAACAAACAAAAUUACACAGGAAUCAAUGCCACUCUACUGCACCCAUCCCUUUUCUUAUAAAUUGCUGUUUUUAUUGGCUACUCGUUUAAUUCUUCUGACUCUCCCUUUCGCUCAUUCUUAAAGAUUUUGGAAAUUCUAUUGGCUUUUAAAACUGACACUGCCCCCUCCCCGCUCUUUAAUUUCACUUUCUUUAACCUUUAUGGUUUUAUGUUCCUGAAAUUGUGUAGUAAACUCACUACCUGCGUUCCAACAUUCAUGUCUCCUGAACAAAACGAAUACAACUUUGUUAAAACAUUGAAACGUCAACAAUGCCACAUCUGCAGUAUAUUCUGAGCUAGAAUUUAUAUGUUUUGCAUUACACUAGGUCCCAUUGU
Liolophura sinensis is the source of this 4785-nucleotide messenger RNA. Its product is annotated as G-protein coupled receptor dmsr-1-like. The record is from RefSeq and is a predicted model, not a curated record. The coding region runs from base 358 to 1470 and encodes 370 amino acids. NCBI's taxonomy places the organism in Eukaryota, Metazoa, Mollusca, Polyplacophora, Chitonida, Chitonidae. Gene Ontology annotation, molecular function: G protein-coupled peptide receptor activity. Gene Ontology annotation, cellular component: plasma membrane. Gene Ontology annotation, biological process: G protein-coupled receptor signaling pathway. The transcript has 2 exons.